AGCCGCCUUUUCCACGCGCCCACCGGCUCUGAAUUCCUCCUCUCUCCUCCGCCUCCCCUCUCCCUCUCCCGAACCCGCGCGGCGAAAGCAACAGCCGGAGCACGGGCAGGAAGGAAGGAGGAGACCUCUCUCUCUCUCUCUCUCGCGUCGUCGUCUCCGCCGAUCCUCCCCGUGCCUCGAAGCGCGCGGGGGCAGGCCGGAAGCUUCGCGCGCAAGGCGCUGAGGAGGAGGAGCGGGAGGAGCCUGGAGAGUGCGCGCCGACGCGGUCGCCGCUCUGCGCCUGCGCCGGGUUCGUCUCGCACCGGCAUGGUCUUGGACCCCGCGCGAAGGCACGGGAAUGGCGGAUAGGGCGAAGGUCGUGGCCAUCGUGGUCGCCGCCGGCGUGGGCGCGGCGGUGCUCGCGGCGGCGUGCGUGUUCCUGGCCAUCUGGAUGUACCGGCGGCGGGCCAGCGUCGUGGCGCGGACGCGGACGCGGUCGCUCGAGUCCUCCACGGCCACGCUGCGGGCCAACGGCUCCACCGCGAGCCUCGACUCCAGCGUCUCCAUCUCCGUUGUCUCCGAGGGCGUCGCCGACUGGGGCCACAACCCGCUGCCGCCGGGGAAGCGCGUCGCCUUCUGGGGCUGGCGGGGCGCCACCAACGGCAGGGACCAGCCCCUGUCCGUCUCCGGGAUCCCCAAGUACCACUACAAGGAUCUGCAGAAGGCUACCAACAACUUCACCACGAUUCUGGGGCAAGGGUCGUUUGGUCCUGUGUACAAGGCUGUAAUGGCUACCGGUGAAGUCGUGGCUGUAAAGGUUCUCGCGAGCGAUUCUACGCAAGGGGAAAGAGAGUUCCAGACAGAGGUAAUUUUGCUUAGCCGGCUGCAUCAUAGAAAUCUUGUCAAUUUGGUUGGAUAUUGCGUGGAAAAAGGCCAACACAUUCUGAUGUACGAGUACAUGAGCAACGGGAAUUUGGCGACCCUUUUGUAUGGUGAUAAUAAACGGAGUUUGAGCUGGCAAGAGAGGCUACAAAUAGCUCACGAUGUCUCUCAUGGGAUUGAGUACCUGCAUGAAGGGGCUGUCCCGCCUGUUAUUCACCGAGACCUAAAGUCUGCUAAUAUACUCUUGGACGAAUCAAUGAGGGCCAAGGUUGCAGACUUUGGUCUAUCAAAGGAGGAAGUAUUUGAUGGAAGUAAGUCAGGUCUCAAGGGCACCUAUGGGUAUAUGGACCCUGAUUACAUGUCCACCAACAAGUUCACAAAGAAGAGCGAUGUUUACAGUUUCGGCAUAAUACUUUUUGAACUCAUAACAGCCAUAAAUCCACAACAAGGCUUAAUGGAGUACAUUGACCUAGCAGCGAUUGGAGGGGAAGGAAAGGUGGACUGGGAUGAGAUACUCGACAAGAACCUCCUUGGUGGGAGCAUUCCGGAAGAGGCAAGGGUCCUUGCCGAUGUCGCCUACCGGUGCAUCAACAGGAGCCCAAGGAAGCGGCCAUGGAUAUCAGAGGUCACCCAGGCCAUUUCAAGGCUAAGGCAGCGGCAGAUGACUUUGCCGAGGAGCGAGACCAGGACCGUGCUAAGGAGGAUAGAGUACCAGCACGUGGAGCUCAGCGAUCUCGCCGGCAUGAAAGAACUCACGCCGGUAGGAGCCUGAAGUCCCUCCUUGCUAUUUGAUGAAAUCAUCAGUUAGUUUUGGCCUUUGAAGGUGUCUAACUUGGGUUGGAAUAGAUGUAAAUAAUCCAGAAGGUAGAGUUUGGCAGGAUGACCGUCUCUCAAUUGAUAGACUGGCAAAUUGGUAAUAUGAACACUCUAGUAACAAAUGCUAGAAAGUGUAAAUCGAUGAAGGGGACAUUAAACUGCAUGCUGACCUUAUGUUCAUAAUGUUGCUGCAUGAACUAGACAAUAAAUAUCACAGCAGCAUAACCUAGCA
This is a messenger RNA of Triticum dicoccoides, 1909 nucleotides long. RefSeq names its product calcium/calmodulin-regulated receptor-like kinase 2. The transcript is spliced from 8 exons. The record is from RefSeq and is a predicted model, not a curated record. The coding region runs from base 338 to 1633 and encodes 431 amino acids. Gene Ontology annotation, biological process: protein phosphorylation. Gene Ontology annotation, molecular function: protein kinase activity; ATP binding. NCBI's taxonomy places the organism in Eukaryota, Viridiplantae, Streptophyta, Magnoliopsida, Poales, Poaceae.